CCCCGGCCCGUGGCCUCGCCGGUGGGUGUCACGAGGGAGGGUUGGUCCCGUCCUCUGCGCAGGCCCGCGGGGACUUUCUGACAGCGGCCCGGGAAUGAGAAGCCCUCCACUCGCUGGUCUUCUGGUUGAAGCCGCCGCAGGUGCCUCACGCAGGGAAGACUCUAAGGCUGAGACUGCACAGCCCGUCAUUUUGUUAGUUACAGCAGGAAGCUCAGUGAUGUGUUCUAACUUAAUAGCUACUCUGACCUACGACACUCUCCGAUUUGCUGAGUUUGAAGAUUUCCCUGAAACCUCGGAGCCUCUUUGGAUCCUGGGUAGAAAGUACAGCAUCUUCACAGAAAAGGACGAGAUCUUGGCCGAUGUGGCGUCGAGACUUUGGUUUACAUACAGGAAGAACUUCCCAGCCAUUGGGGGCACCGGCCCCACCUCGGACACGGGCUGGGGCUGCAUGCUGCGGUGUGGACAGAUGAUCUUUGCCCAAGCCCUGGUGUGCCGGCACCUGGGCCGAGACUGGAGGUGGACGCGGCGGACGAGGCAGCCGGACAGCUACUUCAGCGUCCUGCACGCAUUCCUGGAUAGGAAGGACAGCUGUUACUCCAUCCACCAGAUAGCACAAAUGGGAGUCGGCGAGGGCAAGUCCAUCGGCCAGUGGUACGGGCCCAACACCGUCGCCCAGGUCCUCAAGAAGCUCGCCGUCUUCGACACGUGGAGUGCCCUGGCCGUUCACGUAGCGAUGGACAACACGGUGGUGAUGGAGGACAUCAGAAGGUUGUGCAGGAGCAGCCUUCCUUGUGCUGGGGCCGCAGCGUUUCCUGCAGAUUCCCAGCGACACUGUAACGGGUUCCCGGCUGGGGCCGAGGUCAGCAGCAGGCCGUCGCCAUGGAGACCGCUGGUGCUGCUCAUCCCGCUGCGCCUGGGGCUCACGGACAUCAACGCGGCCUACGCGGAGACGCUGAAGCACUGCUUCAUGAUGCCCCAGUCCCUGGGCGUGAUUGGAGGGAAGCCCAACAGUGCCCGCUACUUCAUCGGCUACGUGGGUGAGGAACUCAUCUACCUGGACCCUCACACCACGCAGCCAGCCCUGCAGGCCGCUGAGCACUGCCCGAUCCCGGACGAGAGCUUCCACUGCCAGCACCCGCCCAGCAGGAUGAGCAUCGCAGAGCUCGACCCGUCCAUCGCCGUGGGGUUUUUCUGUGGGACCGAGGACGACUUUGACGACUGGUGCCAGCAAGUGAAAAAGCUGUCCCUCCUUGGAGGCGCCCUGCCAAUGUUUGAGCUGGUGGAGCGGCAGCCCUCCCACCUGGCCUGUCCUGACGUCCUGAACUUGUCCUUAGAUUCUUCUGACGUAGAGCGACUGGAAAGAUUCUUUGACUCAGAAGAUGAAGACUUUGAAAUCUUGUCCCUUUGAGGAUCCUGCAGUUGGGGGACGGUCUCACUGGCCCCGCAGGGGCGCUCGGCCGCCGCAUCUCAU
Messenger RNA from Physeter macrocephalus (sperm whale), 1471 nucleotides. It is a transcript of the gene ATG4B, whose product is annotated as autophagy related 4B cysteine peptidase. Bases 95 to 1408 code for a protein of 437 amino acids. The record is from RefSeq and is a predicted model, not a curated record. Gene Ontology annotation, molecular function: protein-phosphatidylethanolamide deconjugating activity. Lineage: Eukaryota; Metazoa; Chordata; Mammalia; Artiodactyla; Physeteridae. The transcript is spliced from 14 exons.